This is a messenger RNA of Prorocentrum cordatum, 2067 nucleotides long. Lineage: Eukaryota; Dinophyceae; Prorocentrales; Prorocentraceae. The record is from the annotation of a GenBank genome assembly.
AUGGCAUGUUGCGCCUGUGGCGGAGGCGUCACAGCUCCCAGUACGUGCGCCGAGGGGUACGGAAACACGCCGUACACGUGGGCGAGCAGUGACGGGACAGCUUGCUCUUGGUAUCAGCAAAACGCAGCGUGCACUUCGUCCGGAGGCUACGGAUCCGGCUGGAACCACGCGGCGUGGGGCACGUUUCAGACUUGGGCGGUCAAUGGGGUCGACGCUUCGAUGGCAUGCUGCGCUUGCGGCGGGGGCAUAGCGACGACCUACACGCACACCGACUGCUCAUACUCCUCGUACGCGUGCAAUUGGGAUUCCACAUAUCCCCAAGGAUACCUAGGAUGCCCAGGUACCAGUCCUUGGAGCGACCGUUGCCAUCAGAGCACCCUUGCGGCCGCCCAGGAAAUCUGCGCCGCGAACGAGAACUGCGUGGGCAUCACGCAGGACAGCGCUGGGUACGAGCCCAGGUCGGGCCCUUCCGUGCAGUACCACGUCGCGGCGCGUCAGAUGUGGACCAAGAUUGUCGGCACGCCCUCCCCGACGCCGAACCCGACGCCCUACCCGACGCCCUACCCGACACCCUAUCCGACACCAUACCCGACACCCUCCCCGACGAACAUGCCGGCGCCCAGCAGCAUGGAUUGCACAAUCAGAGUCGAUGAUUACGUUCGGACGGUAUAUUACAACAAUGUCGACAUCACACAUACCGUUGUAGGUGACAUGAACUUGUGGAACGCAGCAAAGAUAUUCUCGGUCAGCCUUGUAGCUGGAGCAACUCUCGCAGUCUACGGGGAGGAUCAAAACAGUAAUUUUGCCUAUGGAGGUGGUUUCUGGGCUGAUUGUGGCGCCGCGAUACCUGCCUAUACCUUAUCAAGCAAUUGGGAGUCCUACUGCACAACGAGUGCGCCAGAUUCUGAACACCAACGGGGCAGCGGUAGUGGAUGGUCAGCUCCAUUCUUUAACUCUGGGAGGCAUUGGUCACCUGGGACGCUUGGUGAUGCGGGCAAGCAGCACUGCGUUUUCCGUGCAGUGCCGCAGGUGCCCGUGUGGCAGGCAGACAAUGCGUAUUACACAGCCAACGGCCCAAAGGUAACAAGGACGAAUGUGAAUUCAUGGUUUUGGAGGACCAUCGCGUUUGGGCCAUGGAUAUUGUCAGGCAGUUACACGGCAGAGUUUGAAUAUGCCGCCUCCUCCAGCGGUUGUGGACAAGCACCCGGCUGCAGCGUAGCAUUCGGUGUCAUUUUCCAAGGCUACGAUCUGGGGCAGGGAGGGUGCGGUCACAGCAGCGUUAACGGCUACAAUUGCCAAUCUGGACAAGGUCUCGAACUUCUAGGCAACAAGUGGGGUCAAGGUAUUUGGCAGGGUUGUUCGAACGAUGGCAUUCAAGUUGGUGAUGUGAUCCGUGUCCACAUCGACAUGCCUCUUGCAACAAUGACCGUUGCUGUCAACGGCGUAAGCUGCCCGCCGUUCCAGUCACUUCCAAGUCAAGUUCGACUUGCGGUAUCUACGGAGAGGGAUGGUGACAUCGUCGAUGUUUUGCUGGCCAGGUCGACUUCGGAAACUGUCCCGACGCCUAGCCCGACUCCCAGCCCGACGCCUCUCCCAACACCCUACCCGACGCCUUUGCCGACGCCCCACCCGACGACGCCCUACCCAACACCCUACCCGACGCCCCACCCAACACCCUACCCGACGCCUUACCCGACACCCUACCCGACGCCCUACCCGACGCCCUACCCAACGCCUUACCCGACACCCUACCCGACGCCGUUCCCGACCACGGACAGCCCAACGGCCAGCCCCACGGCCAGCCCCACUGCCACCCCACGGCCAGCCCCACGGCCAGCCCGACUGCCAGCCCCACGGCCAGCCCCACGGCCAGUCCCACGGCCAGCCCGACGGCCACCCCACGGCCAGCCCCACGGCCAGCCCGACUCCCAGUCCGACGGUUUGUGCGACGGUCCAGGGCGCUUUCGCUGUUACGGCGCCCGACCCCGAAGUGUUAGUAGAACAUUGUGCCAACAACACAGACGUUCGGGGCGCUCUGGAAACGUCAAUUGCGAGCUAUUUGAAUAG